CCGUCACGUACGCAUGCGCUCCUGGAGCUGCAAGUUGUUUCCUCGGAGCCGGAGGGUCCCGGGCACGCCUCUGCUGGCGGGUGAGCGCGUGCACGAGCCCCCCGGCAUGGCACGGAGCAGCCGAGCAGCCUCUUCUCCUGAGAACUAGGAGCUGUGCUGGAACGUGCUGAGGAGGCUAUGGUGCCCUCGCUUGGCCCUCUGAGCCCCCGGGAGAAGGAGAAAGGGUGAGCGGCGGAGCCCCCGCGCCUGCCUCUGCCCGCCAUGAGCCACGUGCCGCCCGUCUCCUCCGAGCUGCACCACAUCGUCUCCACGGCCUUCGAGGGGCCUGAGCAGGAUGGGUUGAGGCCCACGUCUCCCACAUUUGGGGGGCAGGAGGAGGAGGAGGAGAAGGACCUGAGCAAGGCGCUGCGGGUGGAGCGCUUUGAGGAGAUCCUUCAGGAUUCGCACCCGCGCAACGUGGAAGAGACUGGGCGGAGCUACAGCGAGGAGGACUUUGAGUACCACCGGCAGUCCUCCCACCACAUCCACCACCCACUCUCCAGCCACCUGCCUUUGGGCGCCCGGCGGAAAAAGGGGGUGAAGAAGAAGAAGAAGGAGGAGGAAGAGGAGGAGGCCAAGAGGAAGGGGCGCCGGGCCUCCCUUCCAGGGGAAACGCCCACCAUCGAGGAGGCUGAGGAGGAGGAGGAGGAGGAGGAGGAGGAAGAGGAGGAGGAAGAGGAGGAGGAUGGAGGCGAGGAGGCGGGCGAAGCAGAGACGGAGCAGGACCUGCUGCAGGGCAGCUCCCCUGAGGGGGUGCAGUUCUUCCUGCAGGAGGACGAUGUCGCCGACCGGAGAGUGGAGGGUUUGGCGACCCCAACGCUGCCCCUGAGCUCCCCCACUGAUUCCGGGGGCUCCCCAGCUGCCAGGGGCCCAAAGCGGGGCAGCUCGGAUGGAGAGGGGCCUGGCGGGGGCCCGGAGGGGCCUGGCGGGGCCGAGGGGGGCUCCCCGGGACGCUCGCUCUCCAAGUCGCAGCUGGGCCACCGGAGCUACAACCUCAACGAGCGCCGGCGCAUUGGCAGCAUGACGGGGGUGGAGCAGGCCCGCUACCAGAAGGUGCCCACGGACGAGUCGGAGGCGCAGACCUUGGCCUCGGCAGACCUGGACUACAUGAAGAGCCACAGGUUUGAGGAUGUCCCGGGGGUGCGCAGGCACCUGGUCCGGAAGAGCGCCAAAGGGCAGGUGGUGCACAUCGGGAAGGACCGCCAGGAGCCCAGCGCCCGGCAACGCAAGCAGGACCGGCAGCCCCACGAGGUCUUUGUGGAGCUGAACGAGCUGAUUGUGGACAAGAACCAGGAGAUGCAGUGGAAAGAGACGGCUCGCUGGAUCAAGUUCGAGGAGGACGUGGAGGAGGAGACAGACCGCUGGGGCAAGCCCCACGUGGCCUCCCUCUCCUUCCGCAGCCUGCUGGAGCUCCGCCGGACCUUGUCCCACGGGGCUGUGCUGCUUGACCUGGACCAGAAGACACUCCCGGGGGUGGCACACCAGGUGGUGGAGCAGAUGAUCAUUUCAGACCAGAUCCGGGCCGAGGAUCGUGCCAACGUGCUGAGGGCACUGCUGCUCAAGCACAGCCACCCCUCGGACGAGAAGGAGUUCUCCUUCCCCCGCAACAUCUCGGCCGGCUCGCUGGGCUCCCUGCUGGGCCACCAUCACAGUGCCAACCACGUCGGAGAGGGGGUGGAGCCGACAGUGACAGACCCACUCAUUGGGGGCCAUGCUGGGGAGCACGAGACCCGGGUGGACAUUGAGAAGGAGAGAGAGGUCCUGUCCGCCAUGCUCCCCGGCAGCAUCACGCGGUCCAAGUCAAAGCACGAGCUGAAGCUGCUGGAGAAGAUCCCAGACAACGCGGAGGCCACGGUGGUGCUUGUGGGCUCCGUGGAGUUCCUGGACCAGCCCACCAUGGCCUUUGUGCGGCUGCAAGAGGCAGCCCUGCUGGACGCUGUGCUGGAGGUGCCCGUCCCGGUGCGCUUCCUCUUUGUGCUCCUGGGCCCCAGCAGCACCAACAUGGACUACCACGAGAUUGGCCGCUCCAUCUCCACCCUCAUGUCCGACAAGCAAUUCCACGAGGCGGCUUACCUGGCCGACGACCGGCAGGACCUGCUGCAGGCCAUCAACGAGUUCCUGGACUGCAGCGUGGUGCUGCCCCCCUCGGAGGUGCAAGGCGAGGAGCUGCUGCGGAGCGUGGCCCACUUCCAGCGGGAGAUGCUGCGGCGCAGGGAAGAGCAGGAGCAGCGCCUGCUUCUGGGGGCGCUGGAGCCCAAGUCGCCCGAGGAGAAAGCUCUCCUGAAGCUGGAGGAGGCAGAGGAGGCAGAAGACGACCCCCUCCGGCGCACGGGCCGCCCCUUUGGGGGGCUGAUCCGGGACAUCCGCCGGCGCUACCCCAAGUAUCUCAGUGACUUCCGGGAUGCGGUGGACCCCCAGUGCGUGGCCGCCGUCAUCUUCAUCUACUUUGCUGCUCUGUCACCUGCGAUCACCUUUGGAGGGCUGCUGGGCGAGAAGACCCGAGGGCUCAUUGGGGUCUCGGAGCUGAUCAUCUCCACCUCGGUGCAGGGUGUCCUCUUCUGCCUGCUGGGAGCUCAGCCUCUCCUCAUCAUUGGCUUCUCGGGACCCCUGCUGGUUUUUGAGGAGGCCUUUUUCACCUUCUGCAGCUCCCAGGGGCUGGACUACCUGGUGGGCCGCGUCUGGAUCGGCUUCUGGCUCGUCCUCAUCGUGCUGGUCAUGGUGGCCCUGGAGGGCAGCUUCCUGGUGCGCUUCGUCUCCCGCUUCACCCAGGAGAUCUUUGCCUUCCUCAUCUCCCUCAUCUUCAUUUACGAGACCUUCUUCAAGCUGAUCAAGAUCUUCCAGGAGCACCCCCUCCACGGCUGCGGCAGAGGGAACGCCAGCGCCAGCCUGGAGGGGGGCGGCGGGCUGCUGAGGCCGGGCAACGGGUCCGCUGCCAGCCAGGCUCCUUCCAGAGUGACGGGGCAGCCCAACACGGCGCUGCUCUCGCUGGUGCUGAUGGCCGGGACCUUUUUCAUCGCCUUCUUCCUGCGCAAGUUCAAGAACAGUCGCUUCUUCCCUGGCCGGGUCCGGCGGGUGAUUGGCGACUUCGGGGUCCCCAUUGCCAUCCUCAUCAUGGUGCUGGUGGACUACAGCACCCAGGACACCUACACUCAGAAGCUGUCCGUGCCCCAUGGCUUCUCCGUCACGAACCCAGAGAGCCGGGGCUGGGUGAUCAACCCCCUGGGCGAGACCCAGCCCUUCCCCGUCUGGAUGAUGGUGGCCUGCGCCCUGCCAGCUGUCCUUGUCUUCAUUCUCAUCUUCAUGGAAACACAAAUCACUACACUGAUCAUCAGCAAGAAGGAGCGGAAGCUGCAGAAGGGCUCCGGCUUCCACCUGGACCUCCUGCUCAUCGUGGCCAUGGGGGGCUUCUGCGCCCUCUUUGGGCUGCCCUGGCUGGCCGCCGCCACCGUCCGCUCCGUCACGCAUGCCAACGCCCUCACCGUCAUGAGCAAGGCUGUGGCCCCCGGAGACAAGCCCAAGAUCCAGGAGGUGAAGGAGCAGCGGGUCACUGGGCUGCUGGUGGCCAUCCUGGUGGGCUUGUCCAUCGUGAUCGGGGACCUGCUGCGCAAGAUCCCCCUGGCCGUGCUCUUCGGGAUCUUCCUCUACAUGGGGGUCACCUCGCUGAACGGGAUCCAGUUCUACGAGCGCCUCCACCUGCUGCUCAUGCCCCCCAAGCACCACCCUGACGUGCCCUAUGUCAAGAAGGUGCGGACGCUGCGGAUGCACCUCUUCACCCUGCUGCAGCUGGCCUGCCUGGCCGUGCUCUGGGCCGUGAUGUCGACCGUGGCCUCGCUGGCCUUCCCCUUCAUCCUCAUCCUCACGGUCCCGCUCCGCAUGUGCCUGCUCAGCCGCAUCUUCACUGAGCGCGAGAUGAAGUGUCUUGAUGCGGCGGAGGCGGAGCCAAUCCUGGACGAGAGGGAAGGCGUCGACGAAUACAACGAGAUGCCCAUGCCCGUGUGAGGCGGCGGAGGAGGAGGCCCCCCAGGGCAGGCCCCGCCUCGGCUCCAGCCAGGAAGGGCCCCCACGCCCUGCCCCGCCCACCCAGCAGGGACCAGCGGCCCCCACCCCAGUGCCUUCGUUGCCUCCGCCCAGGAGGAGGGCCUUGGGCCCCAGUGGCCUCGGCGGGACCCCCUUGCCCCGGGGGAGCCAGCCCGGGCCCCGGCAUGACAGCCCUGCCCAGCGCCCCCCCCUGCACCAGCCUGCGGGGGGGGGGCACCCCUCCGCCAGGAAGACUGACAGGCGGCGGCAGCAGCAGCAGCGGCUCCUCCUCAGCUACACUCUGGUGGUAUUUAAGAGGGUCUUAACUUAACAUGUCAAUAAACAGCUUUGCUACAA
Messenger RNA from Hemicordylus capensis (graceful crag lizard), 4413 nucleotides. It is a transcript of the gene SLC4A2, whose product is annotated as solute carrier family 4 member 2. Gene Ontology annotation, biological process: monoatomic anion transport; regulation of intracellular pH; transmembrane transport. The transcript is spliced from 24 exons. Gene Ontology annotation, molecular function: solute:inorganic anion antiporter activity; monoatomic anion transmembrane transporter activity. The record is from RefSeq and is a predicted model, not a curated record. Lineage: Eukaryota; Metazoa; Chordata; Lepidosauria; Squamata; Cordylidae. Gene Ontology annotation, cellular component: basolateral plasma membrane; plasma membrane; apical plasma membrane. The coding region runs from base 262 to 4038 and encodes 1258 amino acids.